Molecule: messenger RNA, 2034 nt
Organism: Syzygium oleosum
Lineage: Eukaryota; Viridiplantae; Streptophyta; Magnoliopsida; Myrtales; Myrtaceae
Product: ankyrin repeat-containing protein BDA1-like
Exons: 6
Coding region: 1-1908 (635 amino acids)
Cellular component (GO): plasma membrane
Molecular function (GO): protein phosphatase regulator activity; protein phosphatase 1 binding
Source: RefSeq, a predicted model, not a curated record
AUGUCUAAUAUAUAUCCGACACAUUUGUUCUUUGGCUCUCACGUUGACCUUGUUACACCAAGGACGGAACAUCCCUUCCCAAUUAUAUUCCAUCUUGGAGUAAAGAAGUCCAAUGAGGAGUUUGAUGUCACCCGUAAUUCCAUGACAUAUACAGGAUUGAUUGCUGACAUGAAAGGUUUCGGUUUUCAUUUGAAGAGAAUGUGGUACGUGACUCCUGGUAAAUACGAUGAUUUGCAUGUAGAGAUCAAGAGGGAUGAACACGUGAAGAGAAUGGUGCAACUAGCAUCUGAAAGAGGAUUUAUUCAUUUUACAUGGUGCUGCCAAGACCGUAGCGAUGAUGCUCAUGCCAACAAGCCUAAGUACAACAAGUACCAAUACAUGCUAUGGCUUCUCGGCCUAGCUCUAUUGGUCAUCGGAUCCCAAUACAGAGUUGGAUUUUGCGAGUCAAAUGAUCAUGUUCUCGAAAGAGAGUAUGAUGUGCUACUUGUUGCAGACGACCCCAUCAUCACAUCAAGCGCCAUGAACAAGCUCCACGAAGCCGCCGUGAAAGGCAACCUCGCAGCCCUCCAAGACCUGCUGUUGCAGGACCCCCAGAUCCUCCACAAGCCCACUUCGUCCCCCGACGGCACGCCCCUGCACGUGUCGUGCCUCCUGGGUCACACGUCCUUCACCAAGCACCUCCUCACCCACAACCCGGAGCUCGCCAAAGAGCCCGACUCGCGCGGCUCGCUGCCCCUCCACGUGGCGUGCGCCAAGGGACACGUGGAGAUCGUGAAGGCCCUGUUGGCCGUCGACCCGGACGCGUCCCGCCGGUGGGACCGCGAGGGGAGGACGCCCCUGCAUCUGGGCGCUAUCAAAGGGAGGGCUGAGGUCCUGGCCGAGCUGGUCCGGGCCGUGCCCGAGGUGGCCCGGGAGAUGACGGGUCAGGGGGAGAGCGCGAUUCACCUGUGCGUGAAGAGUAACAGAAUGGAGGCGCUGAAGGUGCUGGUGGACUGCGUUGGGAGAAACGAUGGGUUCGUGGGUUGUACCGAUAAGGAUGGGAACACGAUCUUGCAUCUUGCUGUGGCCAGGAAGCAAUUGGAGAUCAUCAAGUAUUUGCUUUCCAGCACCAACAUUGAAGUAGACGCCCAAAAUGCAAAGGGGUUUACAGCACUGGAUGUCUUAUCACACGGUCCAAGAGACUUGAGAGACAUGGAGAUCAAGCAGCUCCUACAGAAAUCCGGAGCUUCGAUAAUAUAUCAAACAUCUUUGGGUGGAGACACAAUCGAAGCCAUUCCAAUAGCACAGCCUUAUAUCAAACAGAAUAGUGAUAUUAAACCACCGGUUAAGACUCGCAAGCACACAGAUUGGCUGGGCAGAAAAAGAAGUGCCCUGAUAGUGGUGGCUUCACUCAUUGCGACUGUGGCAUUCCAAGCCACCCUAUCACCUCCUGGCGGCUUCUGGCAGGAUGACUUUACAGCAGACCCUGCGAAGAAUGACACGAAAUCGCACCACGUGGGAAUGGCCGUGAUGGCUACCGCUCUCCCACAGGCAUAUGGGCAGUUCAUGAUCUUCAACACGCUCGCAUUUCUUUCUUCACUGAGCAUAAUUCUGCUUGUGGUCAGUGGACUCCCUAUGAAAAGAAGGAGGUGGAUGUGGACCCAGAUGGUGACCAUGUGGAUUGCUAUCACUGCACUUACCAUUACCUACUUCAUCGCGUGGAUACAUAUGACACCGCAAGAUAAUAGAGGGGUUCUAAACACUGUGACCAGAGUUUCUGUGUUUCUGUGGUUAUGCUUGAUGGGGCUCGUCUUCUUAGGUAACGUCGUUCGAAUGGUUCGUUGGUUUAUGAGGAAGUUUGGGCACUCGAAAGGAAAGGAGCGAGAAGCUUCAACUGCUGUAGAAGAGAACGAGGACCACAAACUCUGAUUUCUUGAUGAAGGUGGCUACUUAAAAUUGAUGUAUAAAAGUCCUUUCUCUGUCAUCAUUACAUACGAUACUCUACCAAUACUGUAUCAAGUGAGUUUUUGUAUGAGUCUAUUCUGAGACUUCGUA